UUCCAUGGAAAAACACAUAAAAAGAAAGAAUGUAAGCUAAAGAGGCAUCGCAAGAAGAACACUCGCUUUUUGCGUACCUCGAAUUGAUGGUUAACGCACCAGAAUACAAACAAAAGACAUUGAAAACAACACCCAACAGAACUCUUCCCUACACCAUCUCCUCCCAACAAUGGCAUGAUCCUUUCCCUGUUCCUCUACCACCGGGCACCACCCUCCAUCAUCACCACAACCCUUCUCUCUUCUUAUCCUGUACACCCAUUUUCUUGUCAAAGAUAAAUUUGUUCAUUCCAUCAACGUCUCAGAUUGGGAUAUCUUGGGAGAUGCGAUUGGGUCAGCGUAACUGAGAGAUGUGGGAUGCUUCAGGCAUUAAUGAAUCUGCUUUCUUUAUGUUUUAGGCCUUUUGGGCUCGGUAGCUGCACUAGUGGCAAGUUUGACUCUGCUGGUGUUGGUAGAGAAAAGAGAGACGGGUUGCUUUGGUAUAGAGAUACUGGAAGAUAUGGGUCUGGGGAUUUUUCAAUGGCUGUUAUGCAAGCUAAUCAAGUACUCGAGGAUCAGUGCCAGAUCGAGUCUGGAUCGUUCGGGACUUUUGUUGGUGUUUAUGAUGGUCAUGGUGGUCCUGAUGCCUCUCGCUAUGUCUGUGAUCACUUGUUCAGGCACUUUCAAGCAAUAUCAGCUGAGACACAGGGAGUUGUGACAUCAGAGACUAUUCAAAGAGCUUUUCAAGCAACCGAAGAAGGGUUUACUGCUCUCGUGUCUGAGUUAUGGACUACUUAUCCCCAAGUUGCAACUACUGGAUCUUGCUGUCUAGUUGGAGUCAUAUUUCAGCAGACUCUCUUUGUGGCAAACUUGGGAGAUUCUCGAGUCGUGUUAGGGAAGAAAGUUGGCAGCACUGGUGAAAUUGCUGCUAUUCAGUUAUCAACAGAACAUAAUGCAAACAUUGAGGCCAUCAGGCAUGAACUUAAGGAGUUGCAUCCAAGUGAUCCCCAGAUUGUUGUUUUUAAACAUGGAGUUUGGAGAGUAAAGGGGAUUAUUCAGGUUUCUAGAUCUAUAGGCGACCUGUAUAUGAAACAUGUGCAGUACAACAGAGAACCAAUUAAUGGAAAAUUCAGACUUCCUGAACCAAUGAACAUGCCUAUCUUGAGUGCUAAUCCAACUAUCAUUUCCCAUCCUCUCCAUCCGAAUGAUUCCUUUCUUAUUUUUGCAUCCGAUGGGCUUUGGGAACACUUGAGUAAUGAGAAAGCUGUGGAUAUUGUCCACAGUUAUCCACAUGCAGGAAGUGCCAAAAGGCUUGUCAAGGCUGCACUCCAAGAAGCAGCAAGAAAAAGAGAGAUGCGGUAUUCAGAUUUACGUAGGAUUGACAAGAAGGUUCGACGCCACUUUCACGAUGAUAUAACAGUCAUUGUUUUAUUCUUAAAUCACGAUCUUAUAUCUAGAGGCACAGUGCAAGACCCUCCACUUUCUGUACGAAGUGCUCUGGAACACUGAUCAUUUGAAAACUCGUUCACGUAUUCUCUGCUUCCUUUGCUCUGUUAAGUUCAAGACGGAUGCUACUGGAUACUAAUGCUGAGACAUGCUCUUCUUUAUUGAUUUGGAGUGCACUGACAAAGCUGUUGUUGUACUACUGGAUACUAAUGCUGAGACUCACUUGUAUAAUGUUGCUUCGGUAGAAAAUUACUUUUGAUUUGCUACAUAUAGCCCAUGUAUACCCUUUUAUAAUGUAAUCUACUUGUUCCCAGACUCAGUUUUCGUA
Manihot esculenta (cassava) is the source of this 1750-nucleotide messenger RNA. RefSeq names its product probable protein phosphatase 2C 42. Bases 355 to 1485 code for a protein of 376 amino acids. NCBI's taxonomy places the organism in Eukaryota, Viridiplantae, Streptophyta, Magnoliopsida, Malpighiales, Euphorbiaceae. Gene Ontology annotation, molecular function: cation binding; protein serine/threonine phosphatase activity. The record is from RefSeq and is a predicted model, not a curated record. The transcript has 4 exons. Gene Ontology annotation, biological process: protein dephosphorylation.